This is a messenger RNA of Erpetoichthys calabaricus (reedfish), 822 nucleotides long. Its product is annotated as collagen alpha-1(XXV) chain-like. The record is from RefSeq and is a predicted model, not a curated record. NCBI's taxonomy places the organism in Eukaryota, Metazoa, Chordata, Cladistia, Polypteriformes, Polypteridae. The coding region runs from base 385 to 822 and encodes 145 amino acids. The transcript has 4 exons.
GUUGGUAGUGUGUCAUAUUUCAGGGAAAGCAGCAGUCACUCAGUGGAACGUACACAAAUAUCCCGACCACUCAGACCCGACUGCCGCAAAAAAAUAUUUUAAAUGGGCCACACAAUGCAGAAAUAUUAUCAGAUGGACUUUGUGUUUUUCUGAAUUUGCCGUUCUAUGACUUCAUUUUGCAAGAUGCCUAAAUCUUCUCUAAGUUAGCCUAUACUUUCCGGGCUUGGGAAAUAAAAAGUUAUAAUAAGAACUAGCAGCUGUUUGUGGGAACUUAUCAUCUUAUUUUGUGGCUUGCAUCAGCUUUAAUUACGUUUCUCUUUCAAGAAAUCCUAAAGAGCAUUGGAAGUCAGCAGUGGAGCCGAAAACAGUUCUGCAUAUCGAAAAAUGGAAGAUGAUCAAAAGAUAUCACAUGUGCCACAGCUCACCUUGGGAAGUACAUGCAACGCUUAUCUUUGUCAUAAAAGAAUUUCUAGAAGCUGUCGGGAUAUGCCUGCUGUGAUUUUCAGUUGCACGUUGUCCUUCAUCACUUUAGGAUUUUGCAUUUUAGUAUGUUUGAGAACAUCGGAUUUGCAGUCUCGGGUUUUAAACUUUGAACGGGAAAGAGACACGCACCUCUCAGCCUGGAUCUCACUGGACCAAAUAGAGCCCAUUAUUCUUGGCAGGCUCGAGCAGCUUAUGGAAGAGAAACUGUCUGCUCGCUUGCCUAGGAUCCGAGACACACGAGAUGCUCCUCAUAGCUGUGUUUGCCCACCAGGCCCUCCUGGAGCAAGGGGAAAGCGAGGUCGCAAUGGGGAUCCAGCAUCUGUGAACCUGAAGAUUUAA